GUGGGGGAGCUGGGAAGGAGAGAGACACAUCAGGCGCGGAGGGGGAAGUGGAAGAAUCAGACAGUGUGAGGCGGCGCAGCUCCAAACUGAGGACAAGCACACGGUGUGCGCCCUCGUGGAAUAACCAAACAUUGGUGCCAAGAAAGGCUGCAGGAGACCGUCUGAUGGAUGAACCAAGAGCACGUUUACAGGAAAGACACUUCAUGGAGCGCGCGGACUUUUUGGGGGUGGACUACCCCUCUUUGUUCAUGUGCAAGCCCAAAAGGGGAAUCAAGCGGGAGGAUGGCGGCAAGGACACUUAUAAGUUACCACACCGUUUGAUAGAGAAGAAGAGGAGAGACCGAAUCAAUGAAUGUAUCGGUCAGCUGAAGGAUCUGCUGCCGGAGCAUUUAAAGCUUUCGACUCUGGGCCAUUUAGAGAAGGCGGUCGUUCUGGAAUUAACUCUGAAACAUUUAAAUGCGUUGACGGCGGUCACAGAGCAGCAGCACCAGAAGAUCGUCGCUUUGCAGAACGGGGACCUGUCGAUGAAGUCGUGCGUUCACACCGAUGCGGACGCCUUCCAUUCUGGUUUCCAAAUGUGCGCCAAAGAAGUCCUGCAGUACCUGAGCCAGUUCGAACACUGGACUGCACAGGAGCAAAGCAGCGCCCAAUUGAUCCAGCACCUUCACAAGGCCCUGGCCCGGGUCCAGUCUGGCUCGCUUGUCCCCCAACAGCAACACGACGCACCAGACGGGCACAAAGCCGACAACCAAGCCAACUGUGUCCCGGUCAUCCAGAGGACCCAAGGCGGGGAUUUAACAGAGAACGACACGGACACGGACAGCGGCUACGGGGGUGAGGGGGGGAAGGACAAAGAGUGUGAGCACAACAACACUUUGCAGGUGGCCAAAGGUGUGAAAAUAAAGCAGGAGUUUGGAGACGAUCGCCCGGCCAAGAAACCAAAGAUGAACUGGUCCGGUAAUGGCUCCGGGGGUGCGGAUGUGGCAUUCGUGAACUCUCUGAUGGGAUUAACUGGAGUGGGACAGCAGACGCCAAUUUGCAUGCCUUUCUACUUCAUCAACCCAUCAGCCGCUGCCUCGUACAUGCCUCUUUUCGAUAAAAACAACAUGGAGAAGGGCAUGUACCCGGCGGCGGCAGCGGCCCUAUCCUCUCCCUUCCCUUGGCUGUACCCUGCACAAGCAUCCGCUGCUGCGGCCUUUCCGGGUUUGUCGGCGCACUUUGGUGCCUCGUCUCCGUGCAAGGAUCCCCAAUUUGCCGACGACGGCGACACCAGCUCACCCGAUGAGCGUGAGGAAAUUCCCACGAGCGACGAAGGUGACGAUGGCGAGGAGAGCAGGAGUCACCAGCCACGUGACCAGUUGCCCCUCUGUCAAAGCAGCUAAUUGACCGGGUCGGGUCAACUGGACCCAGGUGAAUGUGCACUCGCCAAUUAGAUGCACCUCUUGUGUGAAUGCUGAGAGUCAAACACCCCUAACUUCAACAAUAUGAUUAAAAUACUCGCUAUUAUUCCAGUUUGCAUGUUUUCCGCACUUGUGUGGGUUUUCUUCCGGGUACUCCGGCUUCUUCCCACAUGGCAAAGACACACACGUUAGGUUCAUUUAACUUUCCAAAUUGUCCAUAAAGUAAACCCUCCUGGAACAUGGCCUGCCUCAAAUAGCAAAAAAAUGACACACCCACCAAAGUGUUUAAGAGGUUAAUAGUACUAACUGUAAUAUUGCCCCAGAGCACUUACAUUGUUUUGCUUAAAAAAUAAAUGGCGAACAAAUGAUUUGUUUUUGAAGACUCCACAAACAACCCAGGCCGAACUUAAUAUGCUCCGCCACAUAGUCGAGAUUUCUAACUACUUUCCUAUUUUCCUUUUAGCCAGCAUUUUAGCACCAUCUUGUGGCAUUUCACGUGUCACAAAGAGCACAACAAUAUGCGAAUAGCUCCGAUUGGAUUUCGCAGGCAAAAAGACAAAGAAAUGGUGAUCAUGUGACUAGUGAACCACAAAUAGGCCGGAGUUCACCGUAUAUGUGAAUGGUUGUUGGUCUCUUUGCGCUCUGCGAUGAGCUGGCGAUCAGUCCAGGGGGUACGCCGCUUCUCGCCAAAAGUCAACUCACAUACAGUAUGCGCCAAGUCUCCUUCAAACUGACUGAAAUUAAAAGAUGGAUUAUUAUAACACAGCCAUUCAGAAUGAAUCAACAAUUCUUUAUCUUCAUAUUGGAACGUAGUUAUGGCAAAAAAAAAAAAAAAAAAAGCGUGGGGAAUAAAUAGGUCCGGUCAAUGAAUGCUCCAUAAUUUCUCACCUACUUGGUCUUUUUCUACUAUUAUAUCUACAGCAGCCAGGGGAUACAGUUUCCUCUUCGACAACCCCGCAAUAUUUCUCAUGUUUCAAUACAAAAAACUAAUGCAGGUCUACACGGAGCACCUCAAAUGUUGUUUCUCAAUAAGAACACCACGGGUCACGUUUUUUUUCCUUUGCAGAGUUGUUUAUAUGCGUGACGGUCUGUCGUCUGGUGUGGAACUGUGGACCUGCACUAUGUAUUUCACAGCUAUCCGGUUCACAAGUGUUCUGCCUCGUCACUCGGUGUGCGGCGGGUCUCAUAAUGUCCCAAUGUCAUCCCCUCGGGGCCGUACUUUAAUGGUGAUUUGUUCACUCGGUUAUUGUCCACCAAUGUCACCACAAUUCUCAGCAUUCACACAGUUAAUGAUGUAAUUCAUGGCAGUUUGUGAGGAUUGUAAUGUUGAGGAUGCAAGUUCAGGGAGGAGAUUUUUGUGCGUCAUUAUUACCUGGAUGGAACAGUUCUGACAGCGUGUGCCUUUUGCACUUCUACUAGAUUAAUUAAUCUGAAUGCUCAUCGACGAUGAUUGGCAUAUAUAGGCAACAAAACUGUUGUGUUGUACUGCAGUUAGUUUUGUAUACUCUUUGAUAAAAUAUUGUGAAAUGGCAGCGUUGGUGCCAAAUUUUGAGUACUACAUGUGCAAGUGCGCAAUAUCCCAAUCAGCUUGUCUCUUUGGAUGUAAGACGUUGGGAACGACGUCUGCCAAGGUUUGGAACAUCUCGCUGCAUUUGCUCGGACUGUAAAUAUUCAAACCCGGAUGGUAGUCGGGUUAAUCAAGAUGUAAAUGUGCACUAAGAGGGCCUAGAAGGCCACAAUACCUCACCCCUAGCAUUGAUCGGGGUACUCGGACAUUACGGUUCCUCUUAAAAUACAAAAACUAUCAGACGUAAAGACAGACAAAGUUAAUGCUUGUACAAUAGCAAUCAAAUUGAAUGUCAGCUAUAUCUGGUCCACAAUCGUAGAAACUCCACAAUAUGCUGUAUAAGCAUAAGCAGCAUAUUGUCGGUUCCCCAAACUAAGCAUUUCUGUACUGAUUUGCAGUGAGCCAGCCCUUUUACCUCCAGGAAGCAAUGUAGGAUAGCACCUUAUGGAUCUUUAAUAUUGAAUGUAUCUGUAUUUUCCAUGCUGUUAACGUUUGUACAGUAUGUAGGAAGAGCUUUCCUCUCUGAGAUGUAAAGUGCACUUUUUUUCUGCUUUUAUUUCCACCCACAAAGCCCCAAAGGUCGUAUAUUACCCACGAAAAACAAUUGUUGUAAUUGACCUUUUGUGUUGUUGAUGUAUUUUUGUCUUGAAUCAAACGUGUGAUUUCAAGUCAAACCUGGAUCAGAGAUGUCACACUUGUGAUGACUUCAUUCAGUGCAGUGGAGAUUCUGUCAUUUUCCCAAUUUUGCUAUUAUCCAUUUUGAUCAUUUGGCUCCUAAUCAGCUCGAUUACGUAAAGCAUUAUGUUUAAUGAAGGAACAACAAAAAAACUGUGGUCACAUGAUUGUAAUUUGAGAAAAAUUCCUGCAACUUUGGUGACGCCAAGCUUUGAAAAAGUUUUAUGUCAUUGACUACCCUUGAUUCUCUUUGUAUUUUGGAAACAGUUGCUUUUUGUAGUUUCUUUCAGCUGGACUCCCCUCAAAUGGGUUAGCAGCUCUUAUAGAAAGUGGCAUGUAUGUCUGUAAAUAUUUUUUGUGAAUGUACUAUAAAAUGUCAAUGUUGUAGAUGUCUAUGGAUUUUUUUCAAGAAAAAAAAAUUCCCUUGAGCAGUUGUUGCACAUUUUGUUGCUUUACACAUUAUGCUGUUAUAAUGAUUGCUGAUGAGUUGAAAAAUAAAUGUCAAAACCCAA
Molecule: messenger RNA, 4154 nt
Organism: Syngnathoides biaculeatus (alligator pipefish)
Lineage: Eukaryota; Metazoa; Chordata; Actinopteri; Syngnathiformes; Syngnathidae
Gene: bhlhe41
Product: basic helix-loop-helix family, member e41
Exons: 5
Coding region: 165-1382 (405 amino acids)
Biological process (GO): regulation of neurogenesis; regulation of transcription by RNA polymerase II; circadian regulation of gene expression
Cellular component (GO): nucleus
Molecular function (GO): RNA polymerase II cis-regulatory region sequence-specific DNA binding; DNA-binding transcription factor activity, RNA polymerase II-specific; protein dimerization activity
Source: RefSeq, a predicted model, not a curated record